Molecule: messenger RNA, 1098 nt
Organism: Girardinichthys multiradiatus
Lineage: Eukaryota; Metazoa; Chordata; Actinopteri; Cyprinodontiformes; Goodeidae
Product: low affinity immunoglobulin gamma Fc region receptor II-like
Exons: 8
Coding region: 1-1098 (365 amino acids)
Biological process (GO): cell surface receptor signaling pathway
Molecular function (GO): transmembrane signaling receptor activity
Source: RefSeq, a predicted model, not a curated record
AUGAAGAGAGAGAACAACAACCUGGUAGAGGAAGAGGGCGGUCUUUAUUCUUCGUCUCCAGCCAGAGAUGAAAAGCAUCAAAUGAGUGAGAGAAGAAUGGAGGAAACACCACAGAGUCUGCUGCUUUGUCUGAGUUUCCUGCUGUGCUGCAGAAUAAACCAAGCUGGUCUGACUGUGAGUCCCAGUAGAUCUCAGUUCUUUAAAGGAGACUCUGUGUCUCUGAGCUGUGAGGAGGACAACAUCUCUACUGGAUGGACUGUGAGGAGAAACACAGCCAGAGGAACCAGAACUCAGUGUGGAGAUGGAUGGGGGAGAAAAGAAGGUUCUACCUGCAAAACCAGCAGCAUCAGAGAACAUGAUACUGGAGUGUACUGGUGUGAGUCCAGAGAGGGAGCAGCCAGCAGCAGCAUCCAGCUCACUGUCUCUGGUGGAUCAGUGAUCCUGCAGAGUCCUGUCCUCCCUGUGAUGGAGGGAGAUGACGUCACUCUGAGCUGUCAAACAAAGACUUCCUCCAACCUCCCAGCUGCUUUCAUUAAAGAUGGCGUCAUCAUCAGGACUGAGCCUGCAGGUCACAUGACCCUCCACCAUGUGACCAGCUCUGAUGAAGGUCUCUACAAGUGUAACAUCAGUGGUCAUGGAGAGUCUCCAUCCAGCUGGAUCUCUGUCUCAGUGAAACUCACCACCACCACUUGCACCACCUCCAUCCCUCCAACCACUCCUCCUCCUGCCUCCUCAUCAUCUCUUCUUUCCAUCUUGUUGCCUCUUGCAUCUUUAUGUGUUGUGUUUCUACUGGUGUUACUGGUUCUACUGGUGAAGAGACAUCAUCACAAGUCAAAAGCUGGUAAAGGAGACGACAUCACGUACAGCGACGUCCAAAUAACUCAUCUUCAGCAACAGAAAGUCAAACCCAGCAGAGAUGGGCUGGAAACCUUCUCUCAGUUCUUCAGGACAGAGUUCAGAGAGGAAAGCCUCAAGUUCUGGUCGGCCUAUGAAUACAGAACCACUGAUCCAGGAACAAAGCUGCUGUCCAAAGCCAAAAUAUUUCUACAGUCUUUAUGGAAUCAGAGGACCCAUAAACAGAUUAAAGAGAAAAGCUGA